UGCCAACCGCCGUUAAACCUCAUCGACGAAGAAGAAGAAGACGAAGAACGCUAAGCAGAUUCAGAGAUAGAGGUUUCAACCAACAUUUCUUUGAUAAAGCGAAACGCUACUUUCAUAACCAUUGCUAAUAUGUCAAAACUACAGAUGUUGAAUGUGUUUGUCACCGAGCGUUUAUCCGCGGCUGCUGUGGAGAUAUUCGGGGUCGUGGAGAAGACCAUAGCAGAGUAUCAGGAAGAAAUCUGCCGUUCAGCGGAGGAGAACGAGCGUUUACGGAGGCUGUUGGAUUUGGUUAGCAAACCAGAGAUAAAGUUACACAGAGCAGACUUCCAGGUACUGACUCCUGCCGUUCACCCUGAGCAGCAGAACUGUAAGCAGGAGUGGAGCCCCAGUCUGGGGCAGGAGGACCCAGAACCCACACAAAUUAAAGAGGAACAACAGGAGCUCAGACUCAGUCAGGAGGACUCACCUCAGCCCUCACAUCUUUACCUAAACCAAACUGUGGAUGAUGGAGAGAGGGGUAUUCUACCUAUCAUCAUAACUGAAGAGAUCAAAACAGAAGCUGAUGGAGAGGGCUACAUAGUGCCAGAACCAACCAGUGAUCAGGCCCUCUCAGUUCAUCCAGACUGCUCUGCUGCAGUGGAGAAACCAUAUCAGUGUCAACAAUGUGACAAAAGCUUCACACGUAAGGGACACUUGACCAUCCAUUCAAAGAUACACACAGGAGAGAAAUCUUAUCUGUGCAAACAAUGUGACAAAAGCUUCAUCCAGAAAGGCGACUUGGACAGACAUACAAGGGUACACACAGGAGAUAAUCCAUAUCAGUGCAAACAAUGUGGCAAAAUGUUUAACCAGAAAGGAAGCUUGACCAUCCAUUCAAGGAUACACACAGGGGAGAAACCUUAUCAGUGCAAAGACUGUGACAAAUCCUUCAACCAGAAGAUGGAAUUGAUAUUGCAUAUGAGAGUUCACACAGGGGAGAGACCAUAUAAUUGUCCUGUAUGCAAGAAAAGCUACAUGGCAUUAAGCUAUUUAAGACUUCAUCAGCGUGUUCACACCGGGGAGAAACCUUACCAGUGCAAAGAAUGUGGCAAAUGCUUUGGUUAUAAAGGAAGCUUGAAGUCUCAUAUGAGCACUCACACAAAAGCUUCAGCCUGAAGUGAGAACAACAAAUUAUUACUCAUGCGAAUUUCUUGUUACAUCCAACUUGUAAAUAAUUUAUGUUCUAUUUUCUGUCAUUUGACAACAAAACAAAUGUAGUUAUGUGAGAGGAGUGAUAAAACAUCAGUCAGUAUCAGAUUUGUAAGCUCAUUUUAGCUCUCACUUUUUUUGGAUACCUACCGGCCAGGACAAUGAGGGAAUUUGACAAUGCUGGCCCGGCUGAAAAGUGAUUGCAUCCUUUUUGAAACCAGGCUGCCUCACGGGCAUUCCUCCCUCACUCCUCCCUCACCGCUUUUGCCAGGUCACAUGACAGGCCAUAGUCCGGUGCACUGCGGUUCAGCCUAAUCAAACUCCUGCACUGCGGGCUUCAGGAAGUCGUCACAGCUGUGUCUAGCAUAGAGCACACACUUGGACUUCUAAACAACAGGAGUUCAUAUUCAAUUGUUUAACAAUGACAUACAGGAUAUCUUCUAUCUGUACUGAUGGAUGCAUGUUAGAAUAUUGAAGUAGCCUAUUAUGUCUUUGUUGACUAUAUAAUGCAGCAAAUAUUUUGUAUGUUUUAUUUUAGAAUUUUUCUGUGGGGGGGGGGCAGAUCAGCUUUAAUAUUGCAGACAGAUUGUGGCUUUCAAUGUAAUUGUCUGCAUCCUUUCCAAUCCCCCAUAUCUUUUUUGUGUGUGAUAGAUA
This is a messenger RNA of Salmo salar (Atlantic salmon), 1842 nucleotides long. RefSeq lists its product as uncharacterized. The record is from RefSeq and is a predicted model, not a curated record. Gene Ontology annotation, biological process: regulation of transcription by RNA polymerase II. Gene Ontology annotation, molecular function: DNA-binding transcription factor activity, RNA polymerase II-specific; RNA polymerase II cis-regulatory region sequence-specific DNA binding. Gene Ontology annotation, cellular component: chromatin; transcription regulator complex; PcG protein complex. NCBI's taxonomy places the organism in Eukaryota, Metazoa, Chordata, Actinopteri, Salmoniformes, Salmonidae.